AUGAAGGCCGCCCAGUUUGACAUGACGAGCCAGAAGGUGGUGAUAAAUGACGUGCCGAUCCCUGAACCCAACCACGACCAAUUCCUCGUCAAGAUCAGAGCGGCAUCCCUGUGCCACUCGGAUUUGAUGGUGGACACCCGGCCGGCAUCGGGUGGGCCGUUCACCAUGGGCCACGAAGGGGUCGGUUACAUCGAGCGGAUGGGGCCUGGAGCCGAGAACAGAGGGUUCCAGGUGGGAGAUGCGGUCGGCUUUCUCUAUGUCAUUGGAUGCUGCUAUGAGUGUGAAGGCUGCUCGAUCCAAAAUGUAUUCUGCACCACCGGCAAGCCACUCUUCCAAGGCUUCAUGGCCGACGGCUUCUUCGCCGAGUAUGCCGUGGUGAACUGGCAAAACGCGGCCAAACUGCCCAGUAGUAUGGACAUCAGACGAUCUUCUCCGUUGUUUUGUGCUGGAAUCACAGCCUUCAAUACCAUCGACAGCUGCGAGCUGCAGCCCGGCCAGUGGCUCGCCGUCGUCGGCUGCGGUGGCCUCGGCCAGUUUGCCACUCAAUACGCCAAAGCCAUGGGAUAUAAAGUGGUGGGGAUCGACAUCAACGACAGUGUGCUGCAGGUCUGCAAGCGACUCGGGGCUGAUGCCGUCUUCAACUCGCGCACCGACGAGAACUAUGUCGAAGAACUGAAAGCGCUCACCAACGGCGGUGUGCAUACUGCCGCAGUCUUCAGUGGUUCCAAUGUUGCCUAUGCAGGCGCCCCGGCCAUCCUCCGAACCGGCGGUCUUCUGAUGCUGGUCGGUCUUCCACCGAAGCCGGUCGAGAUCUCGGCCCUGCCUUUCUGUUUGGGCGCAUAUAGGAUCAAGGGCGAGAGCAUCGGCACUCCGCGACGGAUGCAAAAGGCCAUCGAUUUCACCGCCAAGCACAACAUUGUUCCCGACGUCGAUUUCCGGGAUUUGGAUGAUCUCGAGUCGAUCGUUGAAGAUUUGAAACAGGGCAAAGUCACCACGCGGAUAGCCUUUCUCUUCUGA
This is a messenger RNA of Capronia epimyces CBS 606.96, 1017 nucleotides long. RefSeq lists its product as uncharacterized. Gene Ontology annotation, molecular function: oxidoreductase activity; zinc ion binding. The record is from RefSeq and is a predicted model, not a curated record. NCBI's taxonomy places the organism in Eukaryota, Fungi, Ascomycota, Eurotiomycetes, Chaetothyriales, Herpotrichiellaceae. Bases 1 to 1017 code for a protein of 338 amino acids. The transcript has 3 exons.